Diatraea saccharalis (sugarcane borer) is the source of this 4031-nucleotide messenger RNA. NCBI's taxonomy places the organism in Eukaryota, Metazoa, Arthropoda, Insecta, Lepidoptera, Crambidae. The record is from the annotation of a GenBank genome assembly.
AGUCGGGCUUUUACCGUCGCGAAGUGCGGACCUGUCGUGUAAGAACCGCGAGUUGGUAAAUAAUUCGUGAGUUCGGAACGUCGCUAAAUUAAAAAAGAAAUAAAACCUUCUUUCAAAGAAUUCUUAUUCCAAAUUUGAAUUGUUUUUUUUAUUGUGGUGGUUUUUGUUUAUUAUUUAUUCAUUCAUUCGGAGUGCUUUGAUGUCAACUAUGUAUAUGGUGUGAUGUAGUGUACAAGUGUGCAACAAUAUUAGCGUUUGUGGGAAAAUCCGAAGUUUUCUGACACUUACUGUUUCUUAUUUGGAGAUUAUAAGGGGUCAACGGGGUCGAGAUGACUACAGACAAUCCUCUGAAUUCGCAACGAGUAUUCAAGAAAUCGUCUCCGAGCAACAAGUUAACUCUAUACCUAGCAUCAAGAGACUUAAUUGUAGAAAAUGGAACCAUCGAUAAAAUACAGGGUGUACUACACAUAGAACCAGACCAUUGGGAGCCCAAUAAGAAACUCUAUGGUCAAGUUACAUUAACUUUCAGAUACGGAAGAGAAGACGAGGAAGUAAUGGGAUUAAAAUUCUGCAACGAAGCGAUAAUGAGUCUGGCGCAGGUGUACCCGAUGCACUGUAAUCACGAGCGGGAACCCAACACUCCUUUACAGGAUGCAUUAGUGAAAAGAUUAGGUGCCUACGCAUUCCCCUUCCACUUGGAGCUUACACCUCUGGCGCCACCUAGCGUACAACUGGUGCCAGCUAAACAAUAUCACGGAGCACCAAUAGGAACGUCGUAUGACGUACGAGCUUUCAUUGCGGAUCGAGCAGAUGAGAAGGUGUCAAGAAGAAAUAUCGUCAGAAUGGGCAUACGAGUGAUGCAAGGUACAGGAAAACCAGCUAUUGUAGCGUCACUGCCCGUACCUUCGCCACAUCACACACUAAGUGCGCUAGCGCAUCACAACGUGUUGAGACUCAAAAACAAAUCCAAAUCGGACGCCGAGCCGAAUUGUCGAACUAAAGCAGCGGAGAUUGAGAACGUCGAGCCGGCGCCGCCUCGAGCUAUCGCCGAAAAACCUUUUCUUCUCUCCGAUGGCAGGGUGGAGUUGGAAGCUUGGCUGGAUAAGGGGACCUACUCACACGGCGAGCCGAUCAACGUCAAUGUGGUGAUAUCUAACCACUCCUCGAAGACUGUUAGGCGCAUAAAGACUCUGGUAGUUCAACACGUGGAUGUCUGCAUGUUCUCCAAUGGAAAGUUCAAGAAUGUUGUGGCCGUGGUGAAAUGCGGCGGCACACCCGUUAUACCCGGGCAAAUACACACAGACACCUAUACGCUCACACCACACAGAGGAGUUACCAAAAACUGGAUAGCAUUAGAAGAUUCCUAUUCUAAAUCUGGCGCGAGUCUUGCAUCUACAGUAGUGUGUAACAACUCUCCUGAAGAUAGAAACGUCUUCGCAAUAUACGUAUCCUACUAUGUAAAAGUUAAACUUACCCUAAGUGCCAUGGGCGGAGAAGUAUCAGUCAAACUUCCAUUUAUUUUAACACAUUCGUGUAUCAACGAAGCACCGACAGAUAGUGUCGUAGAAGAAUCAACACCGAAAAUGAUAUUAGAAGCAAAAGAGAAUAGUGAAGACGAAGACAGUAAAGCAGAAAUAGAAAAAGACCAACAAAACAACAAUGGCAUUGAAGAGAAACAAGAAACAGCUUUUGGUGACGACGCUGAAGUCAAAUCACCCGAAGACCAUCGUUGCGUCGCUGAUGUUCUAGUCAAUAUAGAAAAUAAGAUAGACAGGCCUAAGAAAUUCGAAGGGACCGAAAUUAAAGCAGCUAAACCUAAUGAAGCGGAAUUGGACCUAAUAGUAAAGUAUCAGGGUUCAGAUACGUGAUCCGACGACGAUGGUAAUAUCGCUGGCGUAGCAAAGACUGAAGAAACGAACGCUCCAGUAGUAGAAAUAAACAAAGCAGAGGUCCAAAAUGCAAGGAGUGGGUUCACCGAGAAUCUGAAGAGAGCUGUAUGUUGUAUAGAUAGAAGACGGCAAUCAUAAUAACAUGUAAAUGUAAAUAUUUUAUAUAAAUUGAAAUAUGUAAUGCCUUUACUUGUUCCAAAUUAUAAAAAGGGACAAAUAUUAAAUGUUCAUAGAAUCAAGACGUUUGGUCAAGUAUUUCCAUACCUUGGAAAUACUCUACAAUUAAGUAGAUAAUUUAAUGUUAACAAACUUUAACAUAAUUUUGAAGAAAAUGUCUAGACAAAAAUAAAUAGUACUAUAUAUCGAUAGCGUAUUUUCAUAAUAGCAUUUUUGUAACCCACAAAUGAUAUGUAAAAUAUUACACUUAUACAGACGAAGGAUUUCGAAAAUUUUUAACUGUUAUCUAUAAAAACAUGACCAUUAUUUUAUGAUCGUCAUUUUACUGAUAUAAUUGGGAAGUAUUAAAAAAAAAAACUACUAGAAUUACUAGUCUGUGUUACAUUGUUUACAACAUUUUUGUCACUAAUAGAUGACAACAAAAUGGAUGAACGGAAGAAAUUUUUGUUUCUCUACACUUUUAUAAAUUGAUAAGUGAAAUAUUAAAAAUAAAUGUGUUUUGAAGCUAAAAUAUUAAAAGAAAAACUGAAAAAUAUGAGUAGCUAUGCAAAUAUAGUCAAACAACCUCUAUUAUAUACUUUCUUGUUGUAAAAAAAUGGUUCGUUGUAAUUUUGAACUUAAAACGAACCAUCUUUUUUUAAUAGUUUUCCUUAUCUUUUAUAGAAAAUUGGUUAUUUUUAAAUUUUAAACAAUGAUUAAUGACGAAAUUUUAUUUUAAAAUAUAAUUUUGUCGUAUUUCAUUGAAAUGGCUAAGCUGGCAAAUUUUAAGUGACCUUUUUAUAUAAUUCUAGUAAACUCUCUUUGGUAAUUUUUUUUGUAUUCUAAUCAAAAUUACUCAGCGGCAUUCUUAUAAUAUACGAAAAUGGAAGUGUGUUUUAUUGUAUAAGUAUAUAGUUAAGUAUUAUACGGAUUUUUAGAACUGGCUGGUUAAGAUUCUAAUGAUCUUUUAUAUUUUUAAGUAGGGUAGGUGCACCAGUAGCUAAUUAUUAAGCAAAAUUUUUAAACUUAUAUUUUUGCUCAAUUAUUGCAACAAUCAUUGCGAAAAAAUCAUUACACUCCUUAUUUACUAUAUAAUAUUAUCAUAAUGCUCAUUAAAUUUUCCUAAUUUUUAUGAAAAAAAAAGAAUUUGGCACGUCGCAAUGUGCCUAAGGAUUUAGAUUGUAGUUAUCAUGAAUAUUGCUUUUAGAUAUGAUUUAGACGUGGUUGGUAAAGGUACGGCAAUUUUGCAUUAUCCGUCAUUUUUAAAGUAAAAAUGAAAAAAAAAAACCUUAAGUGAUCUAGUAUUGGGCGCACCCACCCUAAUACAAGAAAUGUGUUUAUUUACAAUAAAUAAAUAUCUGUUGUAUUUCGAAUACAUUUAUUAAAUAUUUAUUAUUUAUGCAAUGUGAGUUUUGUUCAAAAAAGUAGUUUUAUUUUGCGAUACAAAGUAGCUGGUUAGUGAACAAUAUAGUUCAGUAAACUGGAUGAUUUAUGGGUUGUCAAAAAAAAGGUGUUAUAUGAAUUCAGCGUAAGAUAGCGAAUCGAUCAUCUUUUUUUUGUAGACUUCUCUAUAUACCUGCAUCACUCGAAUAUUUCUAAUAACCCUAAAGAGUAAUCGAAACGAGUAACACCGAAAGUUUUAUAUGAACAUGACAGAAACAAAUACUUAAACUCGAUGAGCACGAUUUCUUUGCCUUUAAUGUCACAAACAAUAAACUUCUAGUCAACUUUUUGCAUUUGUGGCGGUAAAAGCCUACUGUAAAUGUAAUUAAAAGUAAAUUCAACUAGGUUUUAAGACUAAGUUAAUGUCACAAAUUAAGCCUGAAUGGAUGAUACGCUUAUUAAAAUCUAAAGUGUUAGUAUAAUGUAUUUAAAUGUAACUUAAUGUAAGGAUAUUUUAUAAAUUCGUAGAUUUGUUUGUCAUUAUUAAUUUAUGUAACGUAUUUAUGUAGAAUAUAAUAAAUUAAAAGUAUCCUCUGUGAUGGG